Messenger RNA from Scatophagus argus, 2235 nucleotides. RefSeq names its product cyclin B3 (gene ccnb3). Gene Ontology annotation, cellular component: cytoplasm; centrosome; cyclin-dependent protein kinase holoenzyme complex. The record is from RefSeq and is a predicted model, not a curated record. Gene Ontology annotation, molecular function: cyclin-dependent protein serine/threonine kinase regulator activity. The transcript is spliced from 13 exons. Bases 315 to 1664 code for a protein of 449 amino acids. Gene Ontology annotation, biological process: regulation of cyclin-dependent protein serine/threonine kinase activity; mitotic cell cycle phase transition. Lineage: Eukaryota; Metazoa; Chordata; Actinopteri; Scatophagidae.
AACGCUCCCCAGCAAAUGCAUCUCUAGCGACUUCCUGAUUGGUCCGCCUGCUCAAAUUCCAGCCAAUGAGGACGAGCCGCAGCAAAUUUGGAUCUGCAGCCGCAACACUUCGGUCUGAGCGCUCGUCUACGAAGCAACAACAUAGAAAACCUGAGCUGUUUACACCAGUUAAAAACGAUCUGGUGCGGUGUCUUCUCCUUCAUCAACUAAGAGAGUCAGACCGGCCGGAAAGUUGAAACACGCAGAUCUGAGUGCAGCCGCUGCGGGGUUUGUUUUCGGAGGAGUGAAGAAGAAAAAGCAGCAGCCAGCCAGCCAUGCCUGCACCGCGGGGAAAGAAACCCACCGUCGCUGCUGGGAGCAAGAUACCCAAGCUAACUGCUCCAGCAUCCACUGAAAACCAGGAGGAAGGCCCACAGGUGAAGAGGUCCUCCUCCCCUCCCCACGGAGCCCCCAAGAAGAGGACUGCUUUCAUCGACAUCACUAAUGCUGUCGGCCUGUGCGCGUCAGACUGUCGGCCCGACGGCGACGGCAGCUUCGGGACAGCUCAUAAGGUUCAGAUCAGCCUUCCAGGGAGGAAGAAGGACGCGGCGAAGAAGCAGGCGAAGAAAACAAGCUCCACCUCGGUGUCGGCGAGGAAUCAAGACAACCUGAAAAAGUCUUUAUCUGUGAGCUCAGAGGGGAAAGAAAGGACUGAUGCUGAGGAGGAGGGGAAGAAGCAGCCAGAGGAGGAGGAGGUGCAGAAGGAUGUAGCAGCCCCAGUAGAGGAGCUGGUAGCUGCUGCGCCCCCUGCUGUCUGUGAAGUGCCUGCACACCUUCGCAAGCAAGCAAUCCCAGAGCAGUUUGACAUCGACUCCGAGAACUCCGAGGACUGUUACAUGUGUCCCGAGUACGCCAAGGACAUCUUCGACUACCUAAAACACAGAGAGGAAAAGUUUGUCCUCUCCAACUACAUGCACAUGCAGCCCAGCCUCAACCCGGAGAUGAGGGCCAUCCUGAUUGAUUGGCUGGUUGAAGUACAGGAGAACUUUGAGCUGUACCACGAGACCCUGUACCUGGCUGUGAAGAUGGCCGACCACUACCUGUCCAAGACUCCGGUCCACCGGGAGAUGCUGCAGCUCGUCGGCUCCACCGCCAUGCUCAUAGCCUCCAAAUUCGAGGAGCGCAGCCCGCCGUGUGUCGACGACUUCCUUUAUAUUUGCGAUGAUGCCUACAAGAGGGAGGAGCUUAUUUCCACGGAGGCCAGCAUCCUGCAGGCCCUGUCCUUCGACAUCAACAUCCCCAUCGCCUACCGCUUCCUCAGACGCUACGCCAAGUGUGUGAGUGCGGGCAUGGACACGCUGACCCUGGCCCGGUACUACUGCGAGCUGAGUCUCAUGGAGAUGGAGCUGGUGACGGAGCGCGGCUCGCUGCUGGCCUCCGCCUGCCUGCUGAUGGCGCUCGUCACCAAAGACCUGGGAGGAUGGUCUCCCAUCCUGCAGUUCCACUCGGGCUACCAGACGUCGCACCUGGCGCCCGUCGUCAGGAAGCUCCACGCGAUGCUUUCGGCGCCUCCCGACGAUAAGCUGAGAGCCAUCAGGAACAAAUACUCGCACAAGGUGUUUUUCGAAGUCGCCUCCCUGCCGCUGGUCGACAUCGACACUUUGGAGAAAGUUUUAUCUCCGUGAAGGGAAAAGAAAACAGUCCUGCCAGUCUGAACUGAGUGGAAAAUAUUCAAAAGCUUCCCUCAAAGCUGUAUAUAAUUUGUUAAUAUGUUUAAUAUUUAUACGUGUAGUCGAGUCUGUCUUUUAUAUAAUAUUGAAAAUAAAUCUUCCAGUCCAGUUUGUGAUGGGGGGGUUUUAAUGUUGGCAUUUGUUAACAGGUUUUGCCAGUUAUUAUGUUCAAGUGUGGCAUUCGUUUUUAUAGCCUUUUUAUAAAAAGAUAAAAGAAAGUAAAUUGAUGAGUGAAUUGUAAGCCCCCCCGGUGAGUGUGUGUGUGUGUGUGUGUGAUUUUUAAAAAGAGCAUCAGGAUUUGGUAAGUGCUUACUUUUACUGAUGGCCCACAGGUUUUAUAGGUUUUCAAAUAUUGUUGAAGUUAGCCCAUGUGCGUGUGUUUUCAUCCAUUGUACAGUUUAUCAUGUUCGUAAUCUACCAUCUAAAUUCAUCUAAUUGUUUGUGUAAAAGACGAUGGAUGAUGCUGUGCUAUUUUUAAAAUGGCUGCCAUGCGUAUCUUAAAAUAAAGAAGCGUUUUUUUCCCUUU